This is a messenger RNA of Populus trichocarpa (black cottonwood), 957 nucleotides long. RefSeq names its product RING-H2 finger protein ATL8. Lineage: Eukaryota; Viridiplantae; Streptophyta; Magnoliopsida; Malpighiales; Salicaceae. The record is from RefSeq and is a predicted model, not a curated record. The coding region runs from base 116 to 718 and encodes 200 amino acids. The transcript has a single exon.
CCUCCUUUUGAUUAAAGUAGAUAACACUCUCUCCCUCCUCCUCUCUCUCUCUCACUCUCUUGAAAAGCAAAGAAAAAGGAACAAAACAGAGCUGCUCUCUACUCAUCUCGCUCACAUGGCUCGUCCUUUCAGCUUCCUGAACGCCGUCGCGAACUCUUCGGCGACCACCACUGGGUCGCCUCCACAAGCAUCAGCCACGGUGGACUCAGACUUCAUGGUCAUACUAGCAGCACUCCUCUGCGCUCUAAUUUGCGUUCUUGGCCUCAUCGCUGUAGCUCGCUGCGCUUGGCUCCGCCGCUUCUCAUCCCGGAAUCCCACACCACCAGUUCCCCCUCCUCCUCCUUCUGUCGCCAACAAAGGGUUAAAAAAGAAAGUCCUCCGCUCUCUCCCUAAACAAACCUUCUCUGAAGAUUUCUCCGGGAAACUCCCCGAUUGUGCAAUUUGCUUGACGGAAUUCUCAGCUGGAGAUGAAAUCCGUGUGUUGCCUCAGUGUGGACAUGGGUUUCAUGUGAGCUGUAUUGACACAUGGCUUGGGUCUCACUCUUCUUGCCCUUCUUGCCGUCAGAUUUUGGUGGUUGCCAGGUGUCAGAAGUGUGGUGGUUUGCCUUCAGGUUCGAGUUCUUCUAAUGGUGGUGGUGGUGGUGGUGGUGGAGCUGAAACUGAAACUGAAGCUAGCCUAAAGGAGCGUGAAGAUGGUGCUAAUAGGUUCUUGCCCUAGCUUAAUUAAAGCUUAUUUGGAUACUUCUUUAUAUAUAUAUAUAUAUAUAUAUAUAAAGAAAAAAUGUUUAUAGCCAGUAAUUUAAUCCUUGUUGGUAAUUGUGCUUGGGAUUAGUCAAUUCAGUAUUUGAAAUUAAUUUUAGUUAUAUUAGGAAUUUAGGGUUUAGAAAGGAUCAAGGAAGAUUGAAGAUGGAAUUGAUUAUAAAUAAGUAGAGUGUUUCUGUAUUUUUAUGGAUUUAA